This is a messenger RNA of Tachysurus vachellii, 2561 nucleotides long. It is a transcript of the gene stx12l, whose product is annotated as syntaxin 12, like. The record is from RefSeq and is a predicted model, not a curated record. Gene Ontology annotation, cellular component: synaptic vesicle; SNARE complex; synaptic vesicle membrane. Gene Ontology annotation, molecular function: SNAP receptor activity; SNARE binding. The coding region runs from base 164 to 964 and encodes 266 amino acids. The transcript has 10 exons. Gene Ontology annotation, biological process: vesicle-mediated transport; vesicle fusion; intracellular protein transport. Lineage: Eukaryota; Metazoa; Chordata; Actinopteri; Siluriformes; Bagridae.
UUUGCUACAGGAAGCACCCCCACCCCUUCCGGUUUGAAACACACGUUGGAUUAAUUGGGAGCGGCUUGAUGCGCGCGCGGGCUGCUGGGUCUCCACGGCAACAUCGAGAAACGACAGAAAAUUGUGCUACAUCGACGCACCACCUUUGUGUUCUGUCUCCACCAUGUCGUCCGGAAAGAUGGGGAUGUAUCGCUCGCAACCGCGAGACUUCAGCAACCUAUUUCAAACAUGCAGCUCAAAUAUUCAGAAAAUAACACACAACACUGGCCAAAUCAAAUCCAUGCUGUUCCAGCUCGGAAGCAGACCAGACACUCCUGAAAUCCAGGACAGACUGCAGCAGAUGCAGCAUUACACAAAUCAGCUAGCCAAAGAGACCAACAAGCACCUGAAAGAACUGGGCUCUCUACCUCAGUCUCCUUCAGAACAGCGCCAGCAGAGGAUCCAGAAAGAUCGGCUGAUGAAUGAUUUCUCAGCAGCCCUCAACAACUUCCAGGUGGUGCAACGUCGAGCAGCUGAGAGGGAGCGAGAGUCCAUGGCCAGGGCUCGAGCUGGCUCACGCCUCCUGGCUGAAGAAAGCAACCAAGAUGAGCAACUUGUGACAUUUGAAAAGAGUGAAGACUCUGGGCUGUUCCAGAGUCAGGUUGAAGAAGAGCCCAUCACAGAAGAGGACCUAGAGUUGAUCAAGGAGAGGGAAACCAACAUCCGACAACUGGAGGCAGAUAUUAUGGACGUGAACCAGAUUUUCAAAGAUUUGGCAGUUAUGAUUCAUGACCAAGGCGAUAUAAUAGAUAGCAUAGAGGCUAAUGUGGAGAGUGCUGAGGUUCAUGUAGAGCGCGGGACUGAGCAACUGCAACAUGCCACCUACUACCAGAGAAAAUCACGCAAGAGGAUGUGCAUUCUGGCUUUAGUGCUGUCCUUAGUGGUGACUGUCUUCGCCAUUAUUAUUUGGCGAGCUGCGAAGUAAGGUGACAUUACAUAUUUGAAUUUUGUGCACUUUAAAAUAUCCAGUGGUGACUGGCUGCUGAGUGUUUGGUUUGUGUCUGGAAAUGAACUGCAAAUAAAUUGCUUUUAAUAUAUAGAAUAUUCAAAUGUAAACUAAAUAUUGACAGCAUCCUGCAUGUCCAGUAUUGCUUUCUUUUUAGAGCAAGUUGAGUCUUGUGCAUUUUCCAAGUAUUAUGCAAAAUAGAAAGGAGGUGACAGUUCAAUGAUGAUGGAUUUGGAGAGCAAACAUGAAUUUGUUUUAUUUGAUAAAAUUAGGAAUGUAGGAUUUAUAGAACAUGAGCCAUUUUAUUACUUUAUCCUUUGGAAUAGGUGGUUUUGUUACUUGAUUGUAAGUAACAACUAUGUUUAUUUAAAUGAUAAAAUUCUGCAGAGAUGCAGAGAAAAGUUUAGAGGGAAAAAAAAUUAAUGUUCAGUUCAUACUUUUCAUUAAACAUUAUAAUUUCUUAAUCAUUUGUUAAUAUUUAUCAAAAAAAGGUAAUAAUCACCUAUAUUAACAACAUGGCAGGGUUUUAAGCAUUAUAACACGGUAAAUAUGGCUUAUUGUUUAAAAAAAAAUCACUAUUCUGAUCACUAUUGUCACUAUUCUCCAUUUAUGUUUGGUCUCAUUAAAUAGUAGUGUUUAUACAUAAAAAAUAAAUAACCGUCAUCAUUUGCCCAAUGUAGAUGUACAAAGUACCAAAUUAAAGCUAACAGUCUGUUUUUCCACAUCAUUCAUGGUUUUAUUUCAAAUCCAUUGUGCUGCGGUACAGAAAUAACAACAAAUCUGUGUCAUUGUCCUGAUGUAAAUUGCCCCAAUUAAGGUGUAGCAUUGUAGUGUUAGUUACUAAUAUUCUCUUUUGUCUCUGAAAGCAUACUGUAAAUUUCAAAAGUGUCUCAGUGAUUUUUUUGUAUAAUAAUGUUAUUGUUGUCUUAAAGAAAAUGUAACAUUGGUGGUACAAAAUAUGUCAUUGGUGGCCACCAUUUAAAUGAUGAAGCUACUGAGGGGCGUUCUAUCAAAUGAUAUUGGUAAUAUAUUUAUGUAUAUUUGUGUGCAUGUGUGUUAAUGAGUGUGUCUGUCAUCUUUUUUUUAAUAUUAUUCAGAACAUCCACUCAUUAAGCUCAGUAACUGAAAUUAUUAACUCUUCCAUGAUCUGUUGAGAUUUGGUUCAGCCUGAUGAGAAGAUGUGUUUUUUUAAUGUAAAAUCCGAUCUUUUGACAAUAACAACGUCAAACAAUUUUAUUAUUGUAACAAUUUUGAUUAAGUACCAUUAUGUCAUAGGAUCUUGUAACAUGCGCACACAAACACUAUUUUGGUGAACACACGUUCAUAUUUAGUCAAUUAUAAUCACAGUUAGGUUGUAAGUGCAGCUUCUUUUAAAAUUCUUUAACAUUAUCUGUAUUUGAAAUCUACCACUACCAUCAUUUUUUUUCUUUAUAAAAAUGAUUGGUGUGGAUGGUUAUUGCAGUAAACCUUCAGUACCAAAAACUACUCCAAGCUUUCUUUUUGGUUCACUUCAUGAGGGUGUCUCACUGUACACCUGUCUUUCUGUAUAUAAUAAAUAAAUGAGAAUGUCCAUCAA